Molecule: messenger RNA, 1447 nt
Organism: Penaeus monodon (black tiger shrimp)
Lineage: Eukaryota; Metazoa; Arthropoda; Malacostraca; Decapoda; Penaeidae
Product: kynurenine/alpha-aminoadipate aminotransferase, mitochondrial-like
Biological process (GO): biosynthetic process
Molecular function (GO): L-kynurenine:2-oxoglutarate transaminase activity; pyridoxal phosphate binding
Source: RefSeq, a predicted model, not a curated record
GGCAUUACAUGAGCGACCCCUCGCCGGACCUCCUGUGGCUGGCAGGCGGUCACCCUGACGACGCCGUCCUCCCGUUUACCGAAGCCACGGUCGCCCUCAAGGACGGGCAGGAGGUCCACCUCAACCAGGACCUCAUGGCGACCGGCCUGCAAUACGGGCCAGUUGAAGGGGACACGUCACUACUGAAGUACCUGUCGGACCUGACGCAGAAGAUGCACUCGCCCCCUCGCUGGUCUCAGACGCAGCAGAUCGUAACAAUGGGCGCUCAGGACGGGUUGGCCAAGACCUGCGUUAUGUUGGUUAAUUCCGGGGACUACGUUAUUGUUCCCGAGCCCUGUUACGCAGGUGCUUUUUAUGAGCUCGCCUCUCUGCAGCCUCAGUACCUCGCCGUUGAGGAGGAUGAGGAGGGCCUGAGAACCGACUUGCUGAGGUCAACCUUGGCUCGCUGGAAGGUCGAGGUCGGAGAGAAGCCGUCAGAGAAACGACUCAAGUUCCUGUUCACGAGCCCGAGCGGGAGCAAUCCCUCGGGGACGACCCUGAGCGAGCGACGCCGUCGGGAGAUCUAUGCCCUCGCCUGCGAGUACGACUUUCUCAUCCUCGAGUACGACCCAUUCUACUUUCUCGAGCUCCAAGACGACUCCCCGCCGAGUUUCCUGAGCCUGGAGACCGAGGGACGCGUGCUGAGGUUUGACUCCUUCUCCAAGACGAUCGGCCCAGGACUCCGCGUGGGGUACGUCACAGGCCCCCAAGAGCUCGUCGAGAAGAUCUGCCAGUACGUGAUGGCCUCCGUCAUGUGCGGCUGCAGUCUGUCCCAGGUGAGGUGGCCGGGAUGUCUUACUCGCGAGCUCUUCCGCGUCUGGAGUUUCGAGGGAUUCCUCACGCACGCGAAGAAGGUGCGGGAGAUGAGCCGCAGGAGGAGGGAUGCUGCGCUCUCGUCGGCUGAGGAGCAUCUCGCAGGUCUCUGCGAGUGGCGUGAGCUCGCAGGUGGGAUGUUUCUGUGGCUGAAGGUCCCCGAAGUGAAGGACACGGCAGCCAUGUUGCUGGGGCGUGGCGUGGCCAAGAAUGCCCUGCUGAAGCCUGGAAAUAUCUUUAUGACGAGACCGGAGCUGCCUUGCCAGACCAUGAGGGUCUCCUACGCCUCCGCCUCGCCUGAGGAGAUGGACAAGGCUUUCAAAACCCUCGCGGAGUUAGUAAGAGAAGAAAUGAAAUUGAAGAGCAGGACAGAAGGAGAGGAAAAGUGAUAUCGACUUGGAAAAAAUCCUGUCCUUGCUAAUUCCUUUAUUUUCCUAAUUUUGAGUAAUACUAAAAAAAAGAAAAAGAAAAAAACAGAAAGGAGAAACAGAACUUCAAGGAAGGAUGCAUCGACAGUAUAUCUCUUACUAGAUACAUCACUGUAUAAAACAUUAAUUCAGUAUGUAGUAUAUUUGCAAAAACAAUGUAAUUAAUA